UCUCUCUCUAACUUGAAAUCUCUCUCUCUAGCCAAGAAAGAUUUUCUCGGAAGUUUCUCUCGAAUUUUCCCGGCGGUUUCUCUUCUACUCAAAUUUUCUCGGUAAAAUUUCUAUCGCUUUACAUGUCAAUUUCUUCUCCGAUUCUUGAUUUUAUCGUUUUGAAUUUGAAUCCUCUGUGAAAUAGAUGAGAUUAUCUUUCUCGGAAACUAGAUCUGAGUUAUUUUCCGUGAUUUUGAACUUCCGAUUAUCAUUUUCUCGACGAAAUUCAUUAUACGGUUGUUUGAUUCUUCGCGAUUCCGUUUCCGAUGCAUAAAUUUUGAUUUCUUUGUGGUUGAUUUGUGAAACAGAACUGUCGAAAUUGUCACCGGGAAAAAUGGAAAACAAAAUCGCGCCGUUUAGUUACAGCGGAAGCUCCGCCGAUGUAGUCGGAAUCAAGAAAUCCCAAGGAGAUUCUUCCUGUAGCGGCGUCGUUUCGUCGUCUCUCUACUCUGAUCAACUCUACAAGUCGACUCGCAACAUCAUGCAACAGCGUCAAGAUAUGGUGAAUCGCGAGGCGUUGUGUUACACGCGUCUUCAUGAGGCUUCGCUGGAAGCAGAAGCGCUUCGUCUAGAGAACACUGAACUCCGAUCGAUGAAUCGUCAUCUCAAGACUGAGCUCAACAGUCUCAUCAGAUCUUCGAUCCAGAACCGAUUUGAUCUUCGAUCUCCGCUUCGGAUGCUUAGCAAUCUUUCGAUCGGAGGUAAUGACGCCGACGAAGUGGAGAAUCAGAAUCAGAACCGUACGGUUAAUCGUGAUGAUGUCAGUGAUGAGAGUCCGACGAGUGUUAUGGAGAAUGAGGAUCUGAAUCGUUCUUCGCUUCCGAAGAGCAUCUCUGUGAGAUCUAGUGGUUACUCUAAGACGAGUCAGGGAGGUGGUGGUGCGGCUGCUCAAUGUGGAAAACCUCGUGGAACCGUAACUAAGCCUGGGACUUGUGGUCAACAGAAGGUGUAUGUGCGAGGAGGAGGGAAGAAAGAAGAUCAGGAGGAGGAGAUAGAAGUGGAGGUGUACAAUCAAGGGAUGACAAAAACAGAGCUGUGCAACAAAUGGCAAGAGACAGGGACAUGCCCAUAUGGUGACCAUUGCCAGUUCGCUCACGGCAUUAAGGAACUCCGCCCAGUGAUCCGCCAUCCCCGUUACAAGACUGAGGUUUGCAGAAUGGUUCUUGCUGGUGAUAACUGUCCUUAUGGUCACCGUUGCCACUUCCGCCACUCACUAUCUGAGCAGGAGAAGCUCGUUGCUGCUGGUUUCAAACCCAAGUCAUCCCUCAAGCUGCUUACAUGACCUGUCCCUGGUUUCAAACCCAAGUCCUCCUUCUUCACGCUGCUUAGAGACCCCAAAGGUAAAGCAACAAAGGGUCUGAAACUCAUACAUAAUAGUACAAUGAUGAUAUUGAUAGCUAUUGAAACGAUUGGUAAAAAGUGAAUAAUGUGCAUAAGUAAGAGCGUCCUGUAAACACUUUUGAGUCUAGUAGUUGUUUGUUUGAUAUUUCUUUCUCGUUUAUUCUGAGACUUUAAAACCGAGAAAAGUAUCACCGGUUAUCCAAAUGUGGUUAUAAAUCGAGUCUUUUGGU
Messenger RNA from Arabidopsis arenosa, 1610 nucleotides. The record is from the annotation of a GenBank genome assembly. Lineage: Eukaryota; Viridiplantae; Streptophyta; Magnoliopsida; Brassicales; Brassicaceae.